CCUCAACAAUCCAACCUCAUCCACAUCCACCCAUCCAAAAACCCACGGGAAUACUACCCCGUCGGCCUUCACCAUGGCCUUCCGCAACGGGUCCUUCGCGACCUUCCUAAUCGUCUGCCCAACAUCCUUCUUCCUCGGCCUCAUCUUCUCCCUCUUCCCCUACGACUACCCCAUCCUGUGGUCCACAACCCCCACCCCAGCAACCCACUUCGACUACUUCGAAUCGCACCUCCGAUUCCUACACGCCUCGCCGCCCCUAAUCCCGCGAAUCCUGCACAUCGUGAUCUUCCUCGGCUUGCUCGGUCUGAUCAUGAAGCUCUACAAACCCUCCGAAAGUAAUAUGUUGUUCGAUGGCGCCAGUCUCGUGCUGUAUAUGUGUGGGAUUACGGUCUACAUUGCGAAUAUUGUUAAGGGGUUGAGGUUGGUUAGUGGUGGGGUUUAUGGGGAUGAGUUGGUUAAGAAUGGUGGAGGUGGGAGUGGGGAUGAGGGGGUGGAUGUGGAACAAGGGCAGAUUCUCGGCAGGGAGGAUAGUUUGAAGGUGUUGGCGGCGAGUAAUACUAUCCUCGCGCUGGUGUUGGUUGGUGUGCUUGUGUUGCAGGCGGGGCAGUGGUAUGCGGAGAGGAAGGAGGCGCAGGAGGUGGAGAGUUUUGCUACUUCUUCGAAGAAGAGUGCUAAGGAGGGGGAGAAGGAGGGGGGAAGUGAAGGAGGGAGUAAGAAGAAGAGGAAUUAAUCAAAUUGGGUGAGUGUGUGGGUUUGGAGGUGUGUGAGAGGUGAGAUGGUGUGGUGUUGGGGUAGGUAAGGAGGUAGUGGAUGUGUAUGGUAUCAGUUACUAUGAAUUGCAGUUUCAAAGGUAUCAUCUAUGUACAGCAUAGGUAUCAGUUCAGUAAUGC
Molecule: messenger RNA, 890 nt
Organism: Aspergillus costaricaensis CBS 115574
Lineage: Eukaryota; Fungi; Ascomycota; Eurotiomycetes; Eurotiales; Aspergillaceae
Product: putative secretory component protein shr3
Exons: 2
Coding region: 74-730 (218 amino acids)
Biological process (GO): endoplasmic reticulum to Golgi vesicle-mediated transport
Cellular component (GO): endoplasmic reticulum membrane
Source: RefSeq, a predicted model, not a curated record